Anneissia japonica is the source of this 2687-nucleotide messenger RNA. RefSeq names its product tyrosine-protein kinase receptor Tie-1-like. NCBI's taxonomy places the organism in Eukaryota, Metazoa, Echinodermata, Crinoidea, Comatulida, Comatulidae. The record is from RefSeq and is a predicted model, not a curated record. The transcript is spliced from 9 exons. Bases 122 to 1333 code for a protein of 403 amino acids.
GUAUUUCGAAAAACAGGCAAACUUUAGAAGGCAAAGCGAGGUUCUGAAGACUAACCAGACAACUGAUUGCUGGCAUCGUUGAUUUGUCCGCGGCAGUUGUCGGCAGUUGUGAGCAAAUGAAAUGUUUUUCUUAAAGGAAUUGUGUUUCUUGAUAGCUCUGAUUGGACAUUCUACAGGUAAUGAUGUUGAGCUCAAAUUCAAUAUGGUAGGCUUCACUUCAACUCCUGUUGUUAAUGAUAUUGGGCAAAAUGAUGUUCGUGGUUACACACUGGGCUCCGAUAGAUCAAAUAAUAUCACACUCAACAUUUUACUCGUAGUCAACACAAGUCUAUCAGGACAACCGCUAUGCGAAAAUCCUCUCUUGCAUGUUGAAUGUAUAUUCGUAAAAAUUGACAAGGUAAAAUCGACUUUCCUUGAAGCUGACUUUAUUAGCAAUACUGAAGCUCGAAUAGGCGUAUUUACUGCGUACGCUGAGAAGGGUAAUCGAAGUGGCACUGCUACUAUAAUAGUUCACCAUGCAAAGACCCCUGUAAUACCAAUUGUUCGCACCAAGACUGUCAGUGUAUGUGAUAGUAACGUUACAUUGAGCGUAAAUCAAUCUAGUGGAAAUAUUGAAAGCUUACGAUGGGCGAAGAAUGGAGAUUAUAACGAAGAAUGGGAUGGGCUGACGGAGAUCUUUUUCAAAAAUAUUACACUGAAUGAUUCUGGGAUUUACGAAUGUUAUAUAAAUGGCAGCCGGAAUGAAGGAAAAUACGCAUUCAUGCAGAUGAUAGUAAGAGAAUGUCCACAUAACAAAUGGUCUCCGCCGAAUUGUAUUAUGGAGUGUGACGUUUGCUACAAUGGAGGAGUGUGCGAUACAUACAUCGGAACCUGCAUAUGUCCUUCAGGAUUUAUUGGAAAUAGAUGCGAAAUACCUGCUGGUGGUAAUCGUUUUGGACGUGAUGGUAACGUUAACUGCAUCGGUCAAAAUGAUAACGGAUGCAGAGGGUAUCUGAUUUGUCCACCUAUGCCACAAGGUUGUGCCUGUCACGCUGGCUGGAAAGAACUCGACUGUAAUACGGAAUGUGAACCUGGCAAGUAUGGCGCUGACUGUCUACAAUAUUGUCAUUGUGACGCUGAUCAGUGUGAUCCUUCCAGAGGCUGUCAUAUGAACGCAACAUGCCACUCUGGUUACAAUGGUACAAGAUGUUUAGUUACAUCUUCCAGCAAACAAUCGAAUAAUACGACGUCCUUUAUGGAAACCACUACUGUGCCUUCUACACAUACGACGUCUGGUGUAAAAACAACUAAUGGUAACGUACUAAGUGUCAAAUUAACAUGGACAUAUAAUUAAUAUUAUAGCUCCAUGAUAGUUUGUAUAAGCAUGGAGGAAUAUGUUUAGAUUAAACUCCAUGGUUUAAUUGUGUCUGUCAAUCGCGAACCCUGUCGGUGAAUAUGAUGAAGAAUGGUUUAGGGUCAGUUUGUUAUACAUACAUUAUGCACUAAUCCCUUCUUUUACAGCACUACUGAGGUUGUAAUGGAUUUUUUUAAUUGGCAAAGUAGUUUUCGGAGAUUUUUCAGAUUUCAAACGACGAGAAUUAUUUUGAAAAGACAUCCUCAGUCAUCCACUGGACCACUGGUUGUGGACGCAGCCUUCCAAGCUGGCUCUCCGUUUUGGCAAAUUGUUUCUGGACAACAUGUCAAAUGGAUUCAUUCUUGGUGAUGAAUAGACGAACUGAAAUAAUUUGGCAGGAAUAACCAUGUGAAAAUACCGUAGUGUACCCAGUAAAAAGAUCGUACAGGAAUGGAUUGAAACUACAAAUAUUGGCGUAUUUUAUCCAUCACGAUGCUUGUCAUAAAAUAUAUCCAUUAAUAGCGAAUUCUGCGUGCAUUUCAAUACUUAGAAUAUGUAUUAUACUUUCUCAUAUACGUAUUGUAUCAUACCAUGGCUUACAAAGUUUGAUAAAUCAGUGGUAAGCUAGGUAAAUUUUAUUAAUAUUAUAAAUAGAACUGCACUUAUUGUAUAAAUCUAUAAUGCAUCUUUCAAACAACCUAAGACUACCGAUAUGCAGUUUAAACUCUAGAUGUCUAAAUAAUUCUAUGUAUUUUUAUUCUACAAAUACAAACCUUGUUGUUACUAUAUUUUAUUUAAUCCAGACAUAAGUUUGAUUAACAAUAAAUGUGAACAUUAACAAUUACUUAUCAGCAUACAUAGAUUAAUUGUAUAAUUAAUAUAAUCAUCUUAUAAUUAUUCUGUUGAAAGAUAUUUUAAUAAUCAAUCAAUCUUGCAAUAAAUCAAUAAAUCAAUUCAUUAAUCAAUUAAUCAAGUAAACAAUUAUUCAAGCAAUAAUGUGUAGAUAUAGAAAUAUAGUGAAAUCAUACAAAUAAUACACAAACAACUAAUGAAAAUAUUAACCCAAUAAUGAGAAUUAAUAAUAAUAAUAUUAAUAAUAAUAAUAAUAAUAAUUAUUAUUAUUAUUAUUAGGCCUAUUAUCAAUAUUACUAUUAUUUCCAUUAUUAUUACUAUUAUAGUAGACUAUUACCGUAAAACUUCUUAAAUAAACCCAGUUGUCUAUUAGUAAUAGGAACCCAGGCUCUAAUAAUAGUAACCAACCUUUUAAGUUACUGUAUACUAAAAACUUAAUACUCUAAUAUUAAUCCAACUGGGUUACACAUUACAAUGCUAAAACUUCAUACACAGUCCUGUA